Molecule: messenger RNA, 1305 nt
Organism: Aspergillus pseudonomiae
Lineage: Eukaryota; Fungi; Ascomycota; Eurotiomycetes; Eurotiales; Aspergillaceae
Product: cyclin-dependent kinase
Exons: 4
Coding region: 202-1128 (308 amino acids)
Biological process (GO): protein phosphorylation; signal transduction; regulation of G2/M transition of mitotic cell cycle
Cellular component (GO): nucleus; cyclin-dependent protein kinase holoenzyme complex; cytoplasm
Molecular function (GO): cyclin binding; cyclin-dependent protein serine/threonine kinase activity; ATP binding
Source: RefSeq, a predicted model, not a curated record
GCUGAACCUCCCGCUUGUUUCCCUGCUCUACUUUCCUGCGACCCGGAGGUCAUCGGUGGUCAGUACGUAUUUGAUGCCAUAAAUCCUGUAGGGACACUUGUCGCUCACUUGGACGAGCUGUUUUAUCUGAUUCUUCGCUUGAUCCACGUUUGCCAAGUCGUCUGUUAAUCCUGGUAACCGGUUACGGUUCCUUCUACCGCCAUGGAGAAAUAUCAGAAAAUCGAAAAGAUUGGAGAAGGGACCUAUGGUGUCGUCUACAAAGCUCGUGAGCUUGCUCAUCCCAACCGGAUCGUCGCUUUGAAGAAGGUCCGACUGGAGACCGACGAUGAAGGCGUUCCUAGCACAACUAUCCGUGAAAUAUCUCUAUUAAAAGAGUUAAACCAUCCUAAUAUCGUUAGGUUGUUCAACAUCCACUCAGAGGGCUAUAAACUCUACCUGGUCUUUGAACAUCUAGACUCCGAUCUCAAGAAAUACAUGGACGCUCUUCCUGUCAACGAUGGCGGACGUGGUAAAUCUCUCCCAAAUGGCCUUAGCAUGGAUUUGGGGCUAGGGGAAGCCAUGAUCAAAAAGUUCAUGUCUCAACUAGUCGAGGGCAUUUAUUUCUGCCACAGUCGUCGGAUUCUGCAUCGUGAUCUCAAGCCUCAAAAUCUUCUGAUCAAUCGGGACGGCAGUCUAAAAUUGGCCGAUUUUGGAUUGGCAAGAGCCUUUGGCGUUCCUUUGAGAACGUAUACACACGAGGUCGUCACACUAUGGUACCGUUCGCCGGAGAUCCUUCUAGGCGGCCCCCAAUAUUCAACCGCAGUAGACAUGUGGUCGUGCGGCGCUAUCUUUGCCGAGAUGUGCACCCGCAAGCCCUUGUUCCCUGGCGAUUCGGAGAUCGAUCAGAUCUUCAAGAUUUUCCGCCUCCUUGGUACCCCGGAUGAGGAUUCUUGGCCGGGAGUUACUUCUUUCCCAGAUUAUAAGUCAUCAUUUCCUAAGUGGAAGCGCGACAGGAAUAGUCCGCUUAUUCCUGGACUGGAGCGACAUGGAUUACGUCUUUUGGAUGCCCUUCUUGAAUUUGAUCCGGCAGUAAGGAUGUCUGCCAAGCAGGCACGCGAACACCCCUACUUCCGGCAUGGACGGUCAUAAAGAGUCGUUUGUAGGGGGUUUCUCUCUGGCAAAUGAUGUUCUGUAUGCGGGGCUACUUGCGAGGGACUGGAGUCAAGGCAUGCGCAUGUCGAUCUGAGAAAGUUUCCUUGCUUGAAUCGAUAUCUUUCUCUCUUGCAUAUGGGAGUCUGUAAGUAUCGAUGUAAUCAGCAAGGAAGU